AUGGAAGAGAUUGACGAGGAAGAGAUUGGAGAGGAGGAGGUGGAGAUGAUCUCUAAGCAUCUGCAGGACUUGUUAGAUCGGGCAGCAAUUUUGAAAGAGGAUGAGAAGGGGAGUGAGUGGGUAGGCGGGGCUACAGCGCUCCCCGCCCUCCCGGUUGGCGCCGGGAGCUGCCCGUCAGGCGGGCGAGGCUCGCGCGGGGACCGUUGGCCGGGGGCGGCGCUUUGUGACGCCACAGGGCCCGCGUGCCGGCCGCGCGUUCGCGGGCCACGCCCCCUUCGCCGCGCGCCUCUCGGCCUCGUGGCCGCUUCCCGCGUCGCGGUCCGGAGGUCGGGGGGCGCGAAGGCCGGCUCCUUUUCUUUUACAUGGUUUUUAAGCGUCAUCCAUGACAAGUUUAGAAAAGGAAAGAUUAAUUUUGAAAGUACCUUGGAAUUGCUCGCCAAAUUUGACAUCCCUUUUGAUUCUGUUCAUGUAAAGUACAUUUUUAAGGCAAGUGAUACACAGAAGACUGGGCAUAUUACUUUAGAGGAUUUUAGAGGAAUUUAUCGGACGAUAGCGCACAGAUGUGAAAUUCAUGAACUCUUCAAAACUCACUCUCCAAGCAACAAAAUUCUACAUCUAUCAGAACUGGUUGGAUUUCUUCGAAAUCAACAAUUUCAGGCGGAUGCUAAUGAAACAACUGCUUCUGAUCUCAUUGCAAAGUUUGAACCCAUUGAAGAAGCAAAAAGAAAUAGACAGAUGACGUUUGAAGGGUUUCUAAGAUACAUGAGUUCUGAACACGGUGCGUUAUUUAAAAACGAACAUCGAACAGUUUACCAGGAUAUGACCCGACCGUUAUGUGAAUACUUUAUUUCAUCAUCGCAUAAUACCUACCUCAUAUCAGACCAGCUAAUAGGGCCAAGUCACCUGUGGGGCUAUGCAAGCGCUCUAAUGAAAGGCUGCCGUUGCUUGGAAAUUGACUGCUGGGAUGGUUCCGGCGGUGAGCCUGUCGUUUAUCACGGCCAUACGUUGACGAGCAAAAUCAGCUUUAAGAUGGUCAUCCAGGUGAUCAACAAGUAUGCCUUUCUGGCCUCUGAUUAUCCUGUUAUAGUGUCUUUGGAGAAUCACUGCAGCCCCAAACAGCAGGAAGUAAUAGCAGAUUAUAUGAUAAGUAUUCUGGGUGACAGCCUGGUUACUUCUACAAUUGAUGGUACGAUGCCAACUGAAUUACCUUCCCCUGAGGCCCUGAAAUUCAAAAUACUUAUUAAAAAUAAGAAACUGGGAACGCUUGAAGAAACCCUUGGAAGAGUGGGCACAGACAUCCAUGGUCAGACCGGGGAAUUCGAAGAGGCCCAAACCUCGGACGACGAGCUUGAUGACGAACCUUCCGGCAAGGAGCCCUUGCUCAAAAAGAGACGGUCAAGUUCGAAAUCUAUCGGUCCGCCUCGGAAGAAACUAAAAGUGAAGAAAGUGAAGGUUGCCCUGGCUCUGUCAGAACUUGUGAUUUAUGCCAAAUCUCGGACAUUUGUCAGCUUUGAAGACUCCAGAGAGAACCAGAAGUUCUAUGAAAAUCACUCUAUGAGUGAAGGGAAAGCCCGAAGGGCUGCCAAAUUCCAAGGUACUGAAUUUAUCCAACACAAUUGCAGAUUUAUUACAAGGAUAUAUCCGAAAGGGAUCCGGACAAACUCUUCCAAUUACAAUCCUCAAGAAUUCUGGAAUGUCGGGUGCCAGCUAGUGGCCUUAAAUUUCCAAACACCUGGAGUACCCAUGGACCUUGUAAAUGGGAAAUUUUUGGACAACGGUGGUGCUGGUUAUAUAUUAAAACCGGAAUUCCUAAGACAUAGAGACACGCAGUUUAACCCGAAUAGUAUAACUGGGAACCAUGGUCCUGCUGUGCUUACAAUCUCGCUGAUCAGCGGCCAUCAGCUACCACCUAGUAGCCUCUCCCGGACCAAUAAGGCAGAUCCCGUGGUGGUCGUUGAAAUUCAUGGCGUUCCAGAAGACCAGGCCAAGCAACAGUCCUGCGUAGUAAAGGGCAACGCUUUGUGUCCUAAGUGGGAUGAAACACUCAUUUUUAACGUCCAGGUUCCAGAACUUGCAUUAGUACGUUUCGUUGUAGAAGAUCAGAUCUCCCUCACUUCCAAUGAAUUCCUCGGCCAAUAUACUUUACCGCUUUUAAGCAUGAACAAAGGGUACCGCCAUAUCCCGCUUUUUUCCAAAAUGGGCGUCAGCCUGAGCCCGGCUUCGCUUUUUGUGCACGUGUCGUACUUUCAGCAAUAA
This is a messenger RNA of Euleptes europaea (tarantolino), 2256 nucleotides long. RefSeq names its product 1-phosphatidylinositol 4,5-bisphosphate phosphodiesterase zeta-1-like. Lineage: Eukaryota; Metazoa; Chordata; Lepidosauria; Squamata; Sphaerodactylidae. Gene Ontology annotation, biological process: lipid metabolic process; intracellular signal transduction; positive regulation of cytosolic calcium ion concentration involved in egg activation. Gene Ontology annotation, molecular function: calcium ion binding; phosphatidylinositol-4,5-bisphosphate phospholipase C activity. The coding region runs from base 1 to 2256 and encodes 751 amino acids. The record is from RefSeq and is a predicted model, not a curated record. The transcript has 14 exons. Gene Ontology annotation, cellular component: nucleus.